CGGCGCCCAGGCCGCCCGCCGCGGCGUCCCCGCGGCCCCAGCCCAGGGAGAAGAUGAGCGUGGGCUGCCCAGAGCCCGAGCCACCCCGUUCCCUGCCCUGCUGUGGGCCAGGGACUGCCCCUGGGCUGGGUGCAGGCGUGCCCCUUCUCACUGAAGACAUGCAGGCACUGACCCUCCGCACACUGGCUGCUAGCGAUGUCACCAAGCACUACGAACUGGUCCGGGAGCUGGGAAAAGGCACCUAUGGGAAGGUUGACCUGGUGGCCUACAAGGGCACAGGCACAAAAAUGGCGCUGAAAUUCGUGAACAAGAGCAAAACCAAGCUGAAGAACUUCCUGCGGGAGGUGAGCAUCACCAACAGCCUCUCCUCCAGCCCCUUCAUUAUCAAGGUCUUUGACGUUGUGUUUGAGACCGAGGACUGCUACGUCUUUGCCCAGGAGUAUGCGCCUGCUGGGGACCUGUUCGACAUCAUUCCUCCUCAGGUAUUUGGGGUGGUGGCUGAGGGCGAGGAGAUGGUCUUCCAGGGGCCCCCGAGUGUGAGCUGGGGAGGAGUCAGGCCACUCAGUUCAUCCAUGAGUAUUUAUUGA
This is a messenger RNA of Miniopterus natalensis, 587 nucleotides long. The record is from RefSeq and is a predicted model, not a curated record. NCBI's taxonomy places the organism in Eukaryota, Metazoa, Chordata, Mammalia, Chiroptera, Miniopteridae.